UGCUGACAUAAAGCUGCGAAAGGGCAUCACUGCCUUUCUAGGGACAGGACGAGGUCGAUCCCUUCUCCAGAACCUAAGCUGCGAACUUUGUACCAAAAUGUUCCCCGCUAGCUUCGCAGUGACCCUGCUGUCCAUCCUCCAGCAUGCCCAUGCCCAGCUCAACACUGUUACCACGCCGAGCCUCAACGUCACCGCCAUCGGUGCCGCGGACGGCGCGUCGACGAUAGAGUGCUGGCAGUUCGGCCCCUUUGUUUCCUCCUCGGUGCCCGGCGUCGCGGGCGCGCUCGGGCUCUUCCUGGGCUCAUCCUCCAACGCCACAUUCACCGUCAUUCCUGCACGGUUCGACGGCGGCUUGCAUAACGCCCCCGUUCCUCAGUUCGUCUACUUCACGUCGGGGCUUGUUCACAUCACGCUUCCAGGCAGCGCCGACGACGCGUGGAUCCACGGCGGCAAGUACGGCCUCAUAGUCGCGGCCGACACCCGUGACGUCUCGGCCCUGGGCCAUCGCACCGAGUACCCGUCGGCGGCGGACACGGUGGCGCUGCAGGUUCCCAUAGCGGAGGGGUCCACGUUCGAACACCGUCUCCUCCACCGGGGCGCGUGUACUGCAAUGGAGAUGUCGGGCUUUUGACGGGAGACAAGCAGGGACUGCGUGCGCCUCUGUUUAUUUUCCGGAUCGCCAUCACACCCGCCGACUUGGCAGGCGGGGAGAGACACAGAGUUCGAUAGCCUGUCUAGUGAUGCAUCUACCCCAGCUUUUCGGGUAGCCGAAUCUCCACAAAUCUCACACUGCUGAAGCUUUUCGUUGGCAGAUUGUUGAUGCAUGGAGAAAGUCCACCAAUUGAAGUGCCAUCACCAGCCGGA
This is a messenger RNA of Gaeumannomyces tritici R3-111a-1, 864 nucleotides long. RefSeq lists its product as hypothetical. The transcript has 2 exons. The coding region runs from base 98 to 631 and encodes 177 amino acids. NCBI's taxonomy places the organism in Eukaryota, Fungi, Ascomycota, Sordariomycetes, Magnaporthales, Magnaporthaceae. The record is from RefSeq and is a predicted model, not a curated record.